AUGACAAGUUUUCCUUCGUAUAAUGUAAGAAUUAGUAUACAGAGAACAUCACAACUGGAUCUCGUAGAUUGUUAUCAAAUUCUAAGAGACGCUUGUACCAGUUUAAAAGGACAAUUACAGCCAAAUGGGAAAUUCUUUAUGCCAGUUUUCACAUACGUGCUUAAUCCGAAAGCUAUAACGAUGGGUCAACUUUAUGGCGAGUAUGACCUUGAUACACAUGAGUGGACCGAUGGAAUUCUGUCGACCUUAAUCCGUGCAGGAACCGAAGCAACGGAUGGAAAUAAACGUUGGUAUGUUUUCGAUGGACCUGUCGAUGCAGUUUGGAUAGAAAACAUGAAUACUGUGUUAGACGACAAUAAGAAACUUUGUUUAACUUCUGGCGAAAUUAUGAAGUUAUUACCAACUCAGACAAUGAUUUUCGAAGUUGCUGAUCUCAGAGUUGCUUCUCCAGCGACCGUAUCAAGGUGUGGUAUGGUAUACAUGGAACCAGAGGGUCUCGGAUUAAAGCCUUUUGUUAAUUGCUGGAUUAAGUCUUUACCGGAGAAAAUACAGGAUUACGUGGAGACAAUAAAGAAACUGACGAACGAAUUAUUAUUUCCUGGUAUAAAAAUUCUACGCGAACAAUUAAGAGAAAUCGUAAGCACUGUGGAUUCAGCGAUAAUUAAGUCUUACAUAAAUCUCAUGAACUAUAGAAUCGGCCCUAUGGCUGGUCGAGAAGGCAAACCACCACCACCGUUCUCUUUUCAAAAAACAAUACCUGAUUUACUAUCUCCAUGGGCUGCUUUUGCUACGGUUUGGAGUUUAGGUGCUACUUGCGGUUACGAUGGUCGUUAUAUAUUUAGUACGUGGCUUCGAAGUGUACAAAAUUAUUUCCAACACAAAAUGCCAUUCCCUGAGGACGGUUUGGUAUAUGACUACAGAUUACACGAUGGUGGUUUCACCGAUCCGAUCGAAGGACAAGAUCCGAUUCCUCCGCAAUGGAUUAAAUGGUCAGACGAUAUAGCGAGGAUUAACAUAACUCCAGAAACUAGAUAUGCUGACAUUGAAAUUCCAACGAUGGAUAAUAUUCGACAUGCGACUUUGAUCGAAUAUUUAUUUAUAAACAACAGUAAUAUAUUGUGCAUUGGCCCAACCGGAAGUGGAAAGACUUUGACGAUUUCUACGAAAUUAUCUAGGAAUAUGCCCAAAAAAUUUAUUUGUGAUUUUAUAAUAUUUUCUGCAAGGACUACUGCUAAUCAAACUCAAGAUCUGAUUGAUGGAAAAUUAGAUAAAAGACGUAGAGACGUAUAUGGUCCACCGUUAUUAAAAAAGCAGAUAUUUUUUAUUGAUGAUUUCAAUAUGCCAGCUCUAGAAACAUUUGGAGCACAACCACCUAUCGAAUUAAUUCGACAAUUUAUGGACUUCAGCGGAUGGUACGACAGAAAGGAAAUCGGUAGCUUUAGACUGAUCGAAGACGUAAAUUUUAUUGGUGCCAUGGGACCACCUGGAGGUGGAAGAAACCCAGUAACCCCUCGACUUUUACGACAUUUCCAUUUCAUUGCAUUUCCAGAAAUGGAGGACGAUGCCAAGGCGAACAUCUUUGGGAUUAUUUUAGAAUCUUGGCUCUCGAGAACACCAACUUAUAUUAUUUUAUUAAAGUCGAUAGUAGAUAUUACACUGAACGUAUUUGCCACAAUAUGCAGAGAACUAUUACCAACGCCUGAUAGAUCUCAUUACACUUACAAUCUUCGAGAUCUUAGUAAAGUAUUUCAAGGUAUUCUCAUGGCAGAUCCAACGAAAGUUAAUACUUAUGAACACUUAUUUUUGUUGUGGUAUCAUGAAAACACGCGUGUCUUUAGCGAUCGAUUGAUCAACCAGGAUGAUAGAGAUUGGUUCAGCAAUCUUUUAACUGACACUUUAAAGAAACAAUUUGAUUAUGAUAUAACCGAUCUUACAAAAGAUAAAGUUUUAUUUUAUAACGAUUUUUGUGGAGCUCAUGGACAAUACGAACGAAUCACCAACUUCCGAAAGAUAGAACGCGUUCUCAUUGAGUUUUUAGAAGAUUAUAACAAUAUAACAACAGCUCCAAUGAAAUUAGUAUUAUUUCAAGAUGCUGUGGAUCACAUUUGCAGAAUUAUUCGUAUUCUUCGACAACCUCGAGGAAAUGGUCUUUUAUUAGGAAUGGGUGGAUCAGGCCGACAAAGCUUAACGAAGCUUUCUUGUCAUAUACGAGAGUAUAACUGCUUCCAAAUAGAACUCAGUAAAGCUUAUUCAAAUCAUGAUUGGCGUGAGGAUAUAAAAGACAUGAUGCUAAAAACAGGUUUAGAAAAUCAAAUAAUGGUUUUCCUAUUUUCGGAUACUCAGAUAAAAGGCGAAUUCAUGUUGGAGGAUUUAAACAAUAUAUUAAACAAUGGCGACGUACCAAAUAUAUAUAGUUCCGAGGAAUUGGAAAGAAUAUUUCAAGCCAUGCGUGGCCCGGUUCAGCAGGCUGGUUUACAAAUCAAUAGAAGCAAUCUCUUUUCAACAUAUCUGAAAGUGAUCAGAAACAAUUUGCAUACUAUUAUUACGAUGAGCCCCAUCGGUGAGUUAUUUCGGGCUCGCAUUAGGCAAUUUCCUGCUCUCGUGAAUUGCUGUACGAUCGAUUGGUUCUGUCCGUGGCCGGAUGCAGCUCUACAGGCUGUUGCAAUGUAUUUCCUUGCGGAUAUUAAAGAUGAAUCCAUUAACGAGGCUGUUCUGAAUUCAAUUGUAAAGACUUGUCAGUUUAUGCAUUCUAGCGUGAUAAAAGCUAGUGAUAAUUUUCUGAUGGAAUUGAAUCGACAUAAUUACGUAACGCCUACCUCUUAUUUACAAUUACUAUCCGGUUAUGGUGGUCUCCUUUCUAAAAAGAAACAAGAGCUACAUUCUGGAAUGAGUCGUCUAUCAACGGGCUUAAAUAAGCUUAUAAGCACGGAGGCGGAAGUAAAGGAGAUGCAAGGUAUCCUCAAGGCAAUGAAACCUGAUUUGGAACAAGCGGCAGUGGCAACCGCAAAAAUGAUCGUUCAAAUCACAAAAGAUACUGCUGAGGCUGAGCAAACAAAAGCAGAGGCGAUGAAACAGGAGGAGGUUGCUACGAAAUUAAAAAACGAGAACCAGAUAAUCAGAGAUGAAGCUGAAGCUGACCUAAGUGAAGCCAGACCAAUGCUCGAUGCUGCUGAAGCAAGCUUAAAAGCGUUGAACAAGGGUGAUAUUACGGAGGUGAAAGCUAUGAAAAGACCACCAGUUGGAGUACUUCUUGUUAUUGAAGCUAUGUGUAUCGUGAAUAACGUGAAACCUAAUAGGUUAGUAGGUAAACAACCUGGCGAAAAGAUACUAGAUUAUUGGACACCCGGUAGCCAGAUGCUGGCAGAUCCCGGACAUUUCUUAAACAUGAUGGUAAAUUUUAAUAAAGAAAACAUCACCGAAGAAAUGAUCAACAAACUGAGGCCUUAUGUUGAGAAUCCAAACUUUCAACCUCCAAAGAUUCUUCAAGUUUCUAAAGCCUGUCACUCACUUUGCCUCUGGAUUCACGCUAUGUAUAACUAUUACUUUGUAAAUCUAAAAGUAAAGCCAAAAAUGGAGACAUUGGCAAAGGCCGAAGAAGUAUUAGCGGAAACUGAGAAAGCUUUACUUGCUGCUAUGAAUAGAUUGCAGGAAGUAGAGAGGAGAGUACAAAAUCUUAAAAAUGCCUUGCAAGAUAAGGAAGAUAAAAAAGCAGAAUUAGAGAGGCAAAAGCAGCUUUGUGAGGAAAGAAUGGCAAGAGCGGUUAAACUUGUCAGUGGGCUUGCGGAAGAACAACAACGAUGGACGUUCACUCUUUCUGAAAUGAAAAUAUCUUUACAAAAUGUCGUCGGUGAUAUUUUGUUAUCUUCUGGUGCGAUAGCAUAUCUGACAGCCUUUACCGAUGUUUAUCGAAAAAGUCUUUUGACAUCUUGGUACGAAGUUAUAGGCGAGGGAGUACCUCAUACACCCAACUGCACACCCAUAUCGACGUUAGGUGAUCAAGUACAGAUAAGAAAAUGGCAAUUGGAUGGCUUACCAAGGGACCUUGUUUCCGUUGAAAACGCUGUACUAGUAAUGCACUCGGAACGAUGGCCACUGUUUAUUGAUCCGCAAGGACAAGCCAAUAAAUGGAUACGUAAAACGUACAAAGACGUUGGUUUAUCCAUUACAAAGAUGAUGAGCAAGGAUAUUUUACAUGUGCUUGAAAGUUGUAUUCGAUUUGGUAAACCGUGUUUAAUAGAAAACGUUGGUAUCGAGUUUGAAUCCGUUCUAGAUCCUAUUCUUAUGCGAUCGUAUUUCAAGCACGCUGGGCAAAUAAGUAUUAAAGUAGGUGAUAACGUUGUCCCAUAUAAUCCAGAGUUUCGUCUCUUUUUGACGACGAAAUUACCAAACCCUCAUUAUAUGCCGGAAAUAUUAGUAAAGGUGUUGCUGGUAAAUUUUGCAUUAACAGCUAGCGGUCUCCUCGAUCAAAUGAUGAGUUUAGUGACGAUACAAGAACGUCCAGAUCUCGAGCAAAUUCGAAAUUCUCUUAUAGUAUCUAAUGCGCAAAUGAAGAGCGAUUUAAAGGAACUCGAAGAUAGAAUUCUGUAUAAGUUAACAACUUCCGAGGGCUCAACAGUUGACGAUAUUGAUUUAAUCUUAACGUUGGACGCUUCUAAAGCAAAGAGCGAAGAGAUAAAGACGAAAGUUAAAGCAGCGGAAGAAACUCAAGCGGAUAUAGAAUCUACAAGGUCAUUGUACAUUCCCGUUGCGGAUAGAGCACAAAUACUAUUUUUUUGUCUUUAUGAUUUACAAUAUAUAGAUACGAUGUAUCAGUAUUCUUUGGAAUGGUUUAUCUCCAUCUUUAACAACAGUAUACUUUCCGUCGAGAAAUCUAGUGAUCUUAAUGAACGAAUCGCUAACAUUCUAAAAUGCUUUACUUUCGACUUGUUUUGUAACGUUUGUCGGAGCCUAUUUGAAAAGCACAAAUUACACUUUGCGUUCCUUGUAUGUGCGCGUAUUCGUAUUAGUGCAAAACUGAUAGAUUCCGUCGAAUGGAAACAUUUCUUAACUGAAGUCGUCCCUAUUUUAAAUUUACCAAACCCAGCUCCAACAUGGAUAUCACCGCGAUGCUGGAAAGAGAUUCAAGCUUUAGAAAUUCUUCCGAAUUUCAAAGAAUUUGUUACAUCCUUUCAGCAAUUAUUGAAUCAAUUUCAAUAUAUAUUCGAUAUGCAGGAAGCACAUUUGAUUGAGUUUCCUGAACCCUGGCAAACGAAACUGGAUGACUUUCAAAAGAUGUUAGUCUUGAAGUGUCUUCGUCCUGAUAAAAUUAUCAAUGCUAUACAAAUGUAUUUGGGUAAAUAUUUGGGUAGUCAAUUCGUGGAACCACAAGCGACGGAAAUCAGUGCACUUUACAAGGAAUCAACUCAGAUAACACCUUUGGUAUUCGUGUUAUCCACUGGUACAGAUCCAGCUGCUCAGUUAUACACAUUUGCAGAAAAGCAAAAGAUGGAUAAAAGAUUAUUCUCUAUUUCCCUUGGACAAGGACAAGGUCCAAGAGCGGAAGCGAUGUUAAAGCAAUGUGCAGAACUUGGAAAUUGGGUAUUUUUUCAGAAUUGUCAUUUAGCACCAAGCUGGAUGCCGAAUUUGGAAGCGUUGGUUGAAAUUUUAACAGAAAAAACGCAUCGUGAUUUUCGUUUAUGGUUGACCUCUGCUCCGUCGCCAGAUUUUCCCGUAAGCAUUUUACAGAAUGGUCACAAAAUGACGAUCGAGCCACCAAGAGGUAUAAAGGCUAAUAUGUUUCGAGCAUAUUUGACGCAAGUUAUCGAAAUGAAAAAUUUUCUUGAAUCGGAACAUCCAAAAGUAGAAUCGUUUAAAUAUCUCGUUUUUUCUUUAUGUCUGUUUCAUUCUAUUUUAUUGGAAAGACGCAAAUUCGGCUCUCUUGGCUUCAACAUACCGUAUGAAUUUACAAGCGGAGAUUUAGCUAUUUGUUUGUCACAAUUACAUAUGUUCUUGAUGGAAUAUACGAUUAUACCAUUCAAGGUUCUUAUCUAUACGGCUGGACAUAUCAAUUAUGGUGGACGAAUAACGGACGAUUGGGAUCGCAGAUGCGUUUUAACGAUAUUAGAGGAUUAUUAUAAAGUCGAAGUAGUUGCAACCUAUUUUCGUUUCGAUAACAACGGGAUUUACUAUCAAUUACCAGCUGUCAGCACAUUUAACGAUUACAUAGAAUAUAUUACAACUCUUCCUCUCAAUGACGAUCCAAUGCUUUUCGGAAUGCAUUCAAAUGCAGAUAUAAGUUUUGCACAAGCCGAAGCUUAUAUAUGUCUCGAAACGCUACUUAAUUUACAACCAAGAGAGAUUAGUAGUGUAACCGUAAGCGAUGAAGAUAUCGCGGCUCGUCAAGCGCGAGAAAUGUUAACUACGUUACCCGAGUCUUUUGAUUUGAUUGCUAUACAAAAGAAGUAUCCUGUUCUGUAUCAAGAAUCAUUUAAUACAGUACUCCUGCAGGAAGCUAAACGAUACAAUGGAUUAUUAACAGUGAUAAGAUCAUCGUUGAAUGAUCUAUUAAAAGCAUUAAAGGGAUCAGUUGUAAUGUCUGAAAUUUUGGAAACAAUGAAUAAAAAUAUUUCUAAUAAUAAGAUACCAGUAAUUUGGCAAGAUAAAGGUUAUCCUUCUUUGAAACCACUUGGAGCUUGGUAUCUCGAUUUGAAAGAGCGCAUCGAUUUUAUUAACACUUGGUACGACAAAGGUAUACCACCGGCUUUUUGGAUUUCUGGAUUUUAUUUUCCACAAGCUUUUCUAACAGCUACUCUACAAAAUUAUGCGCGGAAAUAUGUUAUUUCCAUCGAUACGAUCGACUUUAAUUUUCAGGUAUUGGCUUCAAAACCAACGCAUAAACCAGAAGAUGGUUGUGUAAUAUACGGAUUAUUUCUUGAGGGUUGCCGAUGGGGUGGAAUCUAUUUACAAGAAUCACGUCCAAAGGAAUUGUAUACCGAGAUGUCCCCUAUCCUUUUACUCCCAGAAAUAGAUCAUCAAGUGUUCGAGGAUAGGGUUUAUAUAUGUCCCGUAUAUAAGACGAUUGCACGUGCUGGUACUUUAAGUACAACUGGACAUUCGACCAAUUUUGUUUUAGCUAUGGAAAUACCAAGUCAAAAUACACAAGCACAUUGGAUUAAACGAGGCGUAGCAAUGAUAUGUGCGUUAAAUUAUUAAAAAUUCUUUUUACAUAAUUAUGCAUGUUCAUUAAUAAAAAAAGAAAAAAAAAAGAAAAAGAAGUAUUUUUACAAGUUACGAACUUUCAUUUAUGACGAAUACAAAUGAAACGUUUUUUUUUAAAUUGUAUUUACGAUUGUUGAUAAUAUAGAACAUUAUCAUUUUUCGAUAAUAUAGAACUCGUAAUCCGAUAUUACUUUUAUCGAUAAUGUAGAGUCCGUCUUUACGUUUACAUUUAUCGAUAAGAUACGAUUAGACUUAAAAUUAUCAACCGAUGAAGGUCCAAGCACAUUACCAAUCGCUUUAUACUUUUAUUUAUUACUAUUUUUCACAAUUCAUCCAUUUUUAUCAAUAUUAACUAACUCCGACAAAAUAUUUUUCGAUACUGU
Vespula vulgaris is the source of this 7580-nucleotide messenger RNA. Its product is annotated as dynein axonemal heavy chain 1-like. Gene Ontology annotation, cellular component: dynein complex. The transcript has 38 exons. The record is from RefSeq and is a predicted model, not a curated record. Gene Ontology annotation, biological process: microtubule-based movement. Gene Ontology annotation, molecular function: dynein intermediate chain binding; dynein light intermediate chain binding; minus-end-directed microtubule motor activity. Bases 1 to 7191 code for a protein of 2396 amino acids. Lineage: Eukaryota; Metazoa; Arthropoda; Insecta; Hymenoptera; Vespidae.